GAAACUUGUCAGAAAAGAUUUCACAAAAACUUACUUCUUCAAGAAAAAAAACAAACACACCCGCCCACCAACCAUGCAAUAUCGUCCUUCUCCCGCCAUGAACAACUUGAACCGCUUCUUGUUCCGCCAAAACCCUCAAACCCGCUUAGCUAAUCGGGUCAUUAAACCCUGCGACGUGUUCAUCAACCACAGAGGGAUUGACACGAAGCGAACAGUCGUCACUUUGCUUUACGAUCAUUUGUCGCGGGUUAAUCUACAUCCAUUCUUGGACAACAAGAACAUGAAGCCGGGCGACAAGUUAUUUGACAAGAUUAAUAGUGCCAUCAAGGGCUGCAAAGUUGGCGUUACUGUGUUUUCACCUCAUUAUUGCGAAUCGUAUUUUUGUCUUCACGAAUUGGCUCUGAUCAUGGAGUCAAAGAAGAAGGUUAUCCCGAUAUUUUGUGACAUCAAACCUUCGGAACUUCGCGUUCCGGACAAUUGGAAAUGCCCGGCGAAUGAAAUUCAGAGAUUUAACUGGGCUCUUGAAGAGGCGAAGUACACCGUUGGGCUCACGUUCGAUUCCUUGAAAGGGAACUGGUCAGAAGUUGUGACGAAUGCAUCAGAUAUAGUGAUCAACAGUUUAAUGGAGAUUGAGUCUGAAGAACGGAGGCUGAUCAAGCGCAGGAACAAUACCCCAAUGACCAUCUAAUGAAGAAGAGC
Molecule: messenger RNA, 699 nt
Organism: Pistacia vera
Lineage: Eukaryota; Viridiplantae; Streptophyta; Magnoliopsida; Sapindales; Anacardiaceae
Product: disease resistance protein RPP5-like
Exons: 2
Coding region: 74-688 (204 amino acids)
Biological process (GO): signal transduction
Source: RefSeq, a predicted model, not a curated record